Molecule: messenger RNA, 2160 nt
Organism: Eupeodes corollae
Lineage: Eukaryota; Metazoa; Arthropoda; Insecta; Diptera; Syrphidae
Exons: 3
Coding region: 1-2160 (719 amino acids)
Biological process (GO): DNA integration
Molecular function (GO): nucleic acid binding
Source: RefSeq, a predicted model, not a curated record
AUGGCAGAUAUUCGUCAGAUGUUUCGACAAAUUCUCAUUCACGAAGACGAUAGAAAAUAUCAAAUGAUAGUUUGGCGCAAUGAGCCGAACGAAAUACUAAAAUACUACAUCCUGAAUACAGUGACAUAUGGCACAUCAUCUGCUCCCUUCUUAGCCACCAGAUGUAUAGUUCAAUUAGCAGAGGAAGAAAAGGCUCAAUUUCCUAAAGCAGCCCAUGCGGUUUUAAAUGGAGUCUAUGUAGACAAUUUCAUGACAGGAGCUAAUGACCUCUCAGAAGCUAAUAAACUUAAGAAAGAUAUCAUCUCAAUCUUAGCAAAAGGGCAGUUUGAACUCAGAAAAUUCUGUGCUAAUAACGACCGACUUUUAGAUGACACUCCAGAAGAACAUAGAGAGCCCUUUGUGAUAAUAAAUAAUUCCGAGACAGUCAAAACUUUGGGAUUGAUCUGGCAACCACAGCAAGAUCUUUUCAAAUUCAAUUAUGUACCAGAAUUUCACAAUCAGACUUCCAAAAGGACAGUGCUCUCUGAUCUAGGUAAGAAUUUCGAUCCUCUUGGCUUAAUCGGUCCAAUCGUCGUAAAAGGGAAGUUGUUCAUGCAACAGCUCUGGAAAUCUAAACUAGGAUGGGACUCACCACUACCAGAGGAGCUUAGCCUUCAAUGGCAUCGCUACAUUCAGCAGCUAAAUGAAGUCAAAUUCUUGUCCUGCCCUCGGCAUCUUCUUAGUCAAUCAGAAUAUGUUGACAUCCAACUACAUGCAUUCUCGGACAGCAGCGAAGCCGCAUACGGAACGUGUUGCUAUUUACGUUCACUAAGUCGUUCAGGCGAAGUAAACUGCCAGCUCAUAUGCUCCAAAUCACACCAUACCGAUUCGCAGAUUGUUUUAGCCUGGAUUUCCCAACCAUCAUACACAUGGGUUACAUUCGUCGCCAAUAGAGUAGCCAGAAUUCAAGAACUCUCACAAGCAGAGCAAUGGAGACAUGUUUCUGGAAAAAUUAAUCCGGCAGAUCUGAUCUCAAGAGGUUGUACAGUUGAUACCUUACAAUCAUCAUCUCUCUGGUUCCAAGGACCAAGCUUCUUAAUUUCAAUGCAUGAGAGCUGGCGAGAAACAGCAACAAUCAGCUCUUUUGAAGAAAUCCCGGAAAGAAAAUCAUCCAACAAGGCGCUCAUCGCAGCACAUCCGCAAUACUACAACGAUUCACUCCCAAAACUUGAGAGAAUAUUCGCUUACGUAUAUCGUUUCUACAAUAAAGCACGAAAAAUUCAAACUACUGAGGUGCUUUCAACUCUUCCCACUGUGGAGGAAAGUAAUCUCGCCCACAGCGGCUUAAUCAUAAAUAUGCAACUUCUUGAAUUCAAAAAUGAAUUUAAAUGCCUUCAAAAUUCUGAACAAGUUAAACAAACUAGUCGUCUUCGAAAUCUUUGCCCAUUUAUAGCCAGAGAUGGCUUGCUCAGGUCGCUUCAUGCAGCUCCACAGGCACUUCUCGGUAUAAUUCGUCAAAGGUACUGGCCUCUAGAUGGACUAAACAUGGCUCGUCGAGAAUUCAAUAAAUGCCAACGCUGUUUCCGUGUCAAACCAAAAUCAGUAGAGCAGUUUAUGGGCAAUCUUCCACCAGAACGGGUAUCACCAGAAGGUCCAUUUCUGACCACUGGCGUUGACUUUUGUGGCCCCUUUAAACUACGCUACCAGCGAAGGGCUCGAAUAAUCAUUAAAGGAUACAUCGCUGUCUUCGUCUGCUUCACCACUAAAGCAGUUCACUUAGAAGCAGUCGGAGAUCUAACUACAGCCUCGUUCAUCGCAGCACUCCGAAGAUUUAUCGCCCGGCGCGGCCUCUGUCGUACAAUAUUCUGCGACAACGCAACCAACUUUGUCGGAGCCCAAAACGAACUCAAAGAACUAGCGAGAUUAUUCGAUAGUGAAAGCCUGAUACAGAUUAAGGAAAUCUGUCGAGUGGACCGAAUCGAGUGGCGUUUUAUUCCUCCAAGGUCACAUCAUUUCGGCGGUCUCUGGGAGGCUGCCGUCAAGUCUGCAAAGUACCAUUUCAUUCGAGUAGCAGCAAAUGCGAUUCUUAACUAUGAAGAACUAACCACUCUCACCGCUCAAAUCGAAGCAAUUUUGAACUCGCGUCCAAUUACACCGCUCUCAUCAUCCACUUUCUCAUAG